Molecule: messenger RNA, 1416 nt
Organism: Scomber scombrus (Atlantic mackerel)
Lineage: Eukaryota; Metazoa; Chordata; Actinopteri; Scombriformes; Scombridae
Exons: 6
Coding region: 169-714 (181 amino acids)
Biological process (GO): positive regulation of apoptotic process; mitochondrial outer membrane permeabilization
Cellular component (GO): mitochondrial envelope; mitochondrial outer membrane; nucleus
Source: RefSeq, a predicted model, not a curated record
GGAUUAGCGCUGCGUCGGUGCCCGGUGUCCUUAUUUAGACUACAACAAACACAAGAGUGAUUGAGGGGGAAAAGCGUACAGGGCUGCGACUCAUUUCCACCUGCUUGUCCUCCUCGGUCAGUGUCAGCAUCUCUCCGAUCUCCAGCCCCAGCCCCCCGGCGUUCAAGCAUGUCUGUGUCCGGCUCGCAGACACCAGAGGACGGACUCUACGGCUCCUGGGUCGAGCUGGAGGAGCUGAUUGCAGCCGUGAGCCGCAGGGAGAGUCUGACGGGGCCGCAGGACAGCAUUUCCUCCGCCCUGCAGGGGGAGCUGGAGAGAAUCCUUCUGGAGGCACAGCUCGAGUGUGAAAGGAGUAAAGACAGUCCCCCACAGGUGUUGACUCCACAGUCCACUGGUUCUCCAAGACCUUCCAGUGAGCAGGACAGUGACUGUGUUACCAUACAGGAGGAAAGUGAUCGGCGGGUGGACACUGACUGGGUGUGGGAUUGGUCCAGUAGACCUGAAAAUAUGCCACCAAAAGAGUUUGUGUUUCAGCACCCGAAGCAGCAGGGCUCCCUCAGUGUUAGGAAGACAGAGGUGAUGAAGAGGGGCAUCUUCUCCUCCGAUGUUCUCCUCAUUCUUGUUCCCUCACUGCUGGCUUCACACCUGCUCACACUUGGAGUCGGGAUCUACAUAGGAAAGCGAUUAGCUGCUUCCACAACCAGCACGCUGUGAUGUCGUUUUAUAGUCCAUUGCCCCUGUUGCUAACAGUCUGGCCAGUAAGGUCACACCCUCUCUAAAUUGCCUCCCUCCUUCUUCGUCAUGGGGCAACCAUAGCACCCUGCCUGUCUGUAGGCUAUCUGUCUCUCUGUUCAUCUGUACGUCUGUCUACCCAACAGCACUUUGCCACUCUGUCCUUCUGUCAGCCUCUCUAUCAGUCUGUGCAUGUUGUAGGGCUCUGGGAAGCGGAUGGAUGCCGACCAAUGAGUCAGACUGAGGUCACUUUUACUCUCCCAGAGAGUAACACUGAUCUCAACCAGCUAAAGCAUAAUCAGAGAGAUUGCCCAAGAGAAAGGAGAGAAUGAGAGUUUUACCUGGCUAGAACAAUAAAUUCCAUUGAUAGGAGAUGAAAACCGUUAGUUGGGAACAGUGUGCUCAGAUGAAAUGAGAAAGAUAAUAUGUGGUAGCCUUUCGCCCCAAACUUUGCAAAAGCAAAAUGUCUGUCAUUUGUCAAAAGUAACAAUCCUCUGUGAGACUGUGCUUCUUAAAGUGGUUCUUGGGGUUUUUCUGCUCUGACGGUGUAUAAAUGUAGAGUUUUAGUUGGCUGAGUGAAUGUAGGAGUUGCUCUGGUUGUGCUUGUCCCAUAAACCAAUUAAAUAUUUGACCUUCGACAAAGACAAUCAUGAUCCGAUUAAACUUCACUCCUCAAAACCUUAA